CUUUUCGGCAAAGAAGAUAUCGUAUCUGUGAUUUUUGAAACAUCUCAUUGGUUCCUAUGCCAUCUUCCAAACAACCGUGACGCUGCAAUAAAAAGAUACUCUUAACUCAAGACAUUUAUUCUAAAUCAUUAGGAACAAAACGUUUCGCAUUCGAUUGACUAGAGAAUAAGAAAAAUCGAUUCACACUUUCGUAUGAAAGAAUUAGUGCUUAAAAAAUUUAAACUGGAUUUUUGAAAAAAAUUGCUUCAUUUCGAUCAAAGACUGCUUCGACUUUCAACGAAGUCUUGCACUAAUGUAUGGUCAGCAGAUUUUGACCAAAGAAUUCUUACCGUCUUGGUGUCGUUUGAUUUUUAGUAUCGUCUGCGAUAUAUUUUUUCAGACGAGAAUUAUUUAUUUAUAUCCUUCGUACCUUAAAGUUAUUUAGUCUAAACUUAAAAGUUGUAGUAAAAAGGCAUGAAGUAGUCUUACGAAAUAAUCAAUCGCAGUGAAUAGGAAAAGCAAAAAAUAAUGAAUUCGCCGAGAAAAAAUUCUGGUGAUAGUCAGCAAACCAGAUUUCAAGUCUCUACCGUCGGUGUGGACAAUCCUGGGUUUGAGUCCGAUCAACAACAUAAUGAACAAUCUCCAGGAUCAGAACCCAGAGCACGAAAACUCAGCAUCCCAAAUAUCAUCAAUUCAAUUGUGACAAGAAAGUCAUCCAUUCCCAAGAGAACCCCUUCCAUAUCCUUGCAAGUAAACGAUGGCAAUGAAGGUUUACCGAGGAAAGUUUCCAGAAAGGACAGUUUCGCAAAUUCCAUUUUCUUGGAACUCUUCAAAGAUUCUGACCACUGCGUCUUGGAUUACCAAUUAGAAGCCGCCCCCAGGCUCGAGAGCUACACGAAUUCCAUGACCACACACAAAUAUGUUGUCAGACCAUCUCUUGAAGCUUUGCAUCAACCCACCACCAUACCCGAGUGUCAUCCAGCUCUUCAUCCGGGUAAAGGUCAAUUUACGGGUGCCAUAAAAUUUGGAUGGAUCAAAGGUGUUUACAUUCGUUGUCUCUUGAACAUUUGGGGAGUGAUGCUAUUUCUUAGAAUGGGCUGGAUGACUGGGCAAUGCGGAAUAAUUCUUGCUACCCUAAUUGUGCUACUCUCAACAGUUGUAACUGUAAUCACCACCCUUUCCAUGUCUGCCAUUUGCACAAACGGGGAUGUCAGAGGAGGUGGGGCUUAUUAUCUCAUUUCUCGAAGUCUUGGUCCAGAAUUUGGAGGUGUCGUUGGUAUUCUUCUCUUUUUAGCCAACGCUGUUUCCGGAGCUUUGUAUAUUUUAGGAGCGGGAGAAGCCAUCAGAGAUAUCCUAAGGGAAUGUGGAACGGGACUCGUUGAGUUUCCCAGUGACGUGAAUGAUAUCCGAGUGACCAGUGUCAUCUGUCUCCUUGCCAUGAUGUCCAUUACAGGUAUCGGAAUGGCAUUCGAGAACAAAACACAAAUGGUAUUGCUGGUCAUUCUUCUGAUUGCCAUGAUGGACUAUUUUGUGGGUGCAUGCUUUCCAGCAAAGGACAAUCAAAUAGCUCAAGGAUUUGUAGGCUUCAAUGGUGCUGUUGGAUUAGCUAACAUGGGUCCAGACUUCAGAGGAGAAACUUUCUUUAGUGUUUUUGCCGUCUUCUUUCCCUCUGUUACAGGAAUUUUAGCCGGAGCCAACAUUUCAGGAGAUUUAAAGGAUCCAUGCAUGGCGAUACCAAAAGGAACCUUACUGUCCAUACUGACCACAUCGGUCAGUUAUAUAGCUCUGGUAUUUUGGCUUGGAUUCACGACUCUUCGAGAUGCAUCAGGGAGUUUUCAGGAUUACUUGAACAGCACCCUUGAAAAUUGCACCAUUCAUUCAUGCCACUACGGUUUGCAGAACGAUUACCAGGUUAUGAAAAUGGCGUCAGGUUAUGGACCAAUAAUUUAUGGUGGCAUUUUUGCCGCUACUCUUUCGUCUGCUCUGGUAUCCAUUGUUAGUGCUCCUCGAAUUCUACAGAAACUUCACAGUUACAGUGAUUUGAAUGCUGUGGCGCCAAUUAUUUCGAAUUUCUUUAUGGCUGCAAAUGGUCUCAUCAACUUUUCAUGUUUUCACGCAUCCUACGUCAAAUCACCAGGUUUUCGUCCUGGAUUCCGGUACUACAACAAAUGGUUGAGUCUUAUGGGAGCACUAUUAUGUGUCGUCAUCAUGUUCGUCAUGAACUGGAUCACAGCACUUGUCACUGACGUUGUUGUGGUCGCUCUUUACAUGUACAUCAGCAAGACAUGCCCUGACAUCAACUGGGGAUCGUCUUUUCAAGGUUUCAUAUACAGAAAUGCCCUCUACUAUCUCAACAAACUUCAAAAAAUUGAAGAUCACGUGAAAAAUUUCAGGCCAGCAGUACUGGUGUUAUCGGGAAAUGUGUGUACUAGACCACAGCUUGUGGAUUUCGCUGCAUUCUUCACAAAAGACUUAGGAUUGCACAUCAGCGCCCAUAUUUCAAAAGAAACAAUCAGUUGGAGAAAGAAACGCUUGCUGAACGAUAUCAAUUCCAAAUGGUUACUGGAGAGAAAAUUGAAAAGUUUCUAUUGUUUGAUAGAGUCUGACACUUUUGUCAGUGGCGUAGAUAGUCUCAUCCAAACGGCAGGCAUUGGGAAGAUGAAACCGAACAUAAUAUUUAUGGGAUUCAAGACUGACUGGAACGUCUGCAACAUCAAGGAUACUUUGGAUUAUUUCGAAGUCAUACAUGACACAAUAGAUGCGCACAUGUCACUCUGCAUUCUGAGAGUGCCUGGUGGCACGAAUUUUUCCAAAUAUUAUGAAAUGGAGGACGGUGUGCCUUACUUAUCGAAUCAGAAGAGAGGGAAAGUGAAAAGGAAUUCAACGGAUUCCAUCGAUGAAACUGCAGAAAAGAAAGUUUCUCUGGAAACUGUUCAAGAAGAACCGAAUGGAACGCCCCCAGCCUAUACCGAGAUAGCCUUGAACGAUGUCCUGGUCAAGAUGCCUGAAGAAGGCGAAAACCACGUUGAAAGAAAACUGACCUAUGCAGAUGUACCACCAGAAAUUGAAGAAAGAGCUAACAUGUUUCAAAAGAAGCAGAAAGGCUACAUCGAUGUAUGGUGGCUCUAUGAUGAUGGAGGUAUGACUAUGUUACUUCCAUACAUUCUGAAGACGAGAUCCCAAUUUAAAGAAAGUAAACUCCGUGUGUUCUCUGUUGCUCAGGAUGAUUCAGCCAUAAGUGAUGAGCAGCUCAAUUUGGCAGCCCUUUUGCAAAAAUUUCGAAUACCUUUCACAGACUUGACGUUACUGCCAGCAGUUGGAGAACCUCUAAAUAAAGAAAGCACAAAAGCAUUUGAGACGAUGGUAUCGAAAUUCCUAUCAAAAGACGAAUUUCAGAAGGAUCCAGCUGUCAUCACCCGAAGCAUGAUCAAUACACUUAAGAAAAAAACAAACCAAUUUUUAAGGUUACGAGAACUGCUAGAAAAACAUUCCAAGAACUCUGACUUAAUCAUUAUGACUGCCCCAUUGCCAAGAAAAGAAGUUAUUUCGGCACCCCUCUACAUGGCGUGGUUGGACACCCUGACCAGAGAUCUUCCACCCUUCCUGUUGGUCAGAGGAAAUCAAACAUCCGUUCUCACUUUCUACUCGUAAAGACCACCAUGAAAAAUGGUGCCCUUUUGUAAUUCCUGUCUAGGUUAGAGAAAGUUGCCUAUUUAAACCAUGCCUGGACAUUGUUACUUUUAUCUAUUAAAUGUAUUAGAGAGAUCACUAUUUAUAUGAUAAAGCCAGUUUGUUGUAAGCUCAGAUAAAUAGCAGCGGAAAUUUUUAUAUACUUACUUGUCUCAAUGUUUGAAAGAUUUUUAAAUUCAUGAUUACUCUGUACAUAGUUUUUAAAAUAAAAACCUUCUU
Messenger RNA from Parasteatoda tepidariorum (common house spider), 3888 nucleotides. The record is from RefSeq and is a predicted model, not a curated record. Lineage: Eukaryota; Metazoa; Arthropoda; Arachnida; Araneae; Theridiidae.